UAUGGCAUUUUCCCAUGUAUUUCGCCCACAAACGGAUAUCAAUCUAAUUUCCUGGCGUUACAUUCAUUUGUGUCCCCAAAAUGGCGAACGUAGCUGCUGCUGCUGCCGCUGCUGCUGCUGCCGCUAUCGCCGCGAAUAGAGACCCAGCUGUUGAUCGUUCAUUACGAUCAGUGUUUGUGGGAAACAUUCCGUAUGAAGCCACAGAGGAACAACUGAAAGACAUCUUUUCUGAAGUGGGACUUGUUGUCAGCUUCAGGUUGGUGUAUGACAGGGAGACAGGAAAGCCAAAGGGAUAUGGCUUCUGUGAAUAUCAAGACCAGGAGACGGCCCUUAGUGCCAUGCGGAACCUGAACGGGAGAGAGUUCAGUGGUCGGGCUCUCCGUGUUGACAACGCAGCCAGUGAGAAAAACAAGGAAGAGCUCAAAAGCUUGGGAACAGGAGCCCCCAUUAUUGAGUCUCCUUAUGGAGAUACCAUCCAGCCACAGGAAGCCCCAGAGUCCAUCAGCAGAGCUGUGGCCAGUCUGCCACCUGAGCAGAUGUUUGAACUAAUGAAACAAAUGAAGCUGUGUGUGCAGAACAGUCCCCAGGAGGCGAGGAACAUGCUGCUGCAGAACCCUCAGCUGGCCUAUGCUCUGUUGCAGGCCCAAGUGGUCAUGCGGAUUGUUGACCCUGAGAUAGCCUUGAAAAUGCUCCACCGUCAAACACCAGUUCAGCCUCUGAUUCCCAGCGGGCAGGCAGGAGGAGCACCACCGCUCAACCCACCUCCGGCUCCACCCAGCGCGCCAGUGUCUCAGCCACAGCCUGUGCCUGGAAUGCAUGUCAAUGGAGCCCCUCAAAUGAUGCAGCCCCCCAACAUGGGUGUUGUCCCUGGACCAAUGCCUGUACCAGGACCAGGACAAGGACCAGCACCAGUCGGACCUCCAGGAAACCUUCAGCAUUCUCCCACAGGAUCGUCUGGGCAAGCAGCUAUCGAGCGGUCGCAAGAGUUACAAGACACAAGACCAGGCGGCAUCCCCCCCAGAGGCCUGCUGGGAGAUGGUCCGAAUGACCCCCGGGGAGGAACUCUGCUGAAUGUCACUGGAGAGGUCAUAGACCCCAACCGGGGUUACAUGGGAGCUCCACCGCCCCACCAAGCCCCACCUGUACACAUGGCCCAAAUGGCAAGUGGACCCCCUCCGGAUAUGAGAGGCCCUCCAAUGGACAUGAGAGGCCCACCCAUGGUUGAACCACGAAACAUGAUGGGUGACCCCAGGGGGCCUCAGAUGAUGGAGCCACGCGGACCCCCGAUGGAAACCAGAGGUCGUGACCCGAGGGCGAUGGACGCUCGUGGUCCUGUGACGGCUCAGAGGGUUCCCAUGGCGGCAGGAAUGCAAGGCCCCGUUCCUCAUGGCAUGGCUCCGAAUGCUCCUCCACCUUCAAGACCGGGCCCUGGUAUCUCUGGCGUUCCUGCAUCAGGAGGAGGCUUCAGUCCGGGGCAGAGCCAGGUCUCUACACAGGACCAGGAGAAGGCUGCUCUGAUUAUGCAGGUCCUGCAGCUGACCCCAGAACAGAUCGCCAUGUUGCCCCCGGAGCAGCGGCAGAGCAUUCUCAUCCUCAAAGAGCAGAUUCAGAAGACUGCAGGAGGGGCGCCUUGAUGGUCUGACUGAGAAAAAACUUCAAAAAGGUUUCAGGGCUCACAAACUGGUCCACCCCCACUGACCCUGUCACCUUGAGCUCAAACAGGUCUGAAGAUGUCUAAUUUUAGUUUGGAAUAUUGUAUAGUUUUUUUUUUUUUUUUUUUUAUCAUAUUUUCUGUAUGAAAGAGUCAGGUUGUUGCUUGUGAGACAUUUGAGUGGAUGAUGAAUGCUGAACCAAUAAAAAGAUCAGGACUGGAUUGUCGUUAGGUUUCAUCCUUUUACUCCAAAGCCGACUGUUUGCAUGUUAUCGGCUCUGGAAACUGUUUGUCUGGAUAUUGUUUUGUCAAUAAAAAAAAAGAAAAGAUA
Molecule: messenger RNA, 1982 nt
Organism: Sander lucioperca (pikeperch)
Lineage: Eukaryota; Metazoa; Chordata; Actinopteri; Perciformes; Percidae
Gene: cstf2
Product: cleavage stimulation factor, 3' pre-RNA, subunit 2
Exons: 15
Coding region: 81-1634 (517 amino acids)
Biological process (GO): mRNA 3'-end processing
Cellular component (GO): mRNA cleavage and polyadenylation specificity factor complex
Molecular function (GO): mRNA binding
Source: RefSeq, a predicted model, not a curated record